Nymphaea colorata (pocket water lily) is the source of this 1137-nucleotide messenger RNA. RefSeq names its product chlorophyllase-2-like. The coding region runs from base 131 to 1018 and encodes 295 amino acids. Gene Ontology annotation, biological process: chlorophyll catabolic process. NCBI's taxonomy places the organism in Eukaryota, Viridiplantae, Streptophyta, Magnoliopsida, Nymphaeales, Nymphaeaceae. The record is from RefSeq and is a predicted model, not a curated record. Gene Ontology annotation, molecular function: chlorophyllase activity. The transcript is spliced from 2 exons.
ACGUACGGGAUCUGCUAGCGAAUGCGUCACUCUAUAAAGCUUUUCUGAGGGGAGGACGUUCUUUCUGGGGUUGCACAGAAGGGUGAAAAGCUUUUCUGAGGAGAGGUUUUCCAGGAAAAGUUUUCUCAGCAUGGCUGCUCAGGAUGAUGUAUUCGCACAAGGGAAGUACAAGGCGGUCGUCGCGGAAGUCAUGGCGGAUACUCAUCGCCCCUCGCAUCUACCCGAACUGCUUCUGGUUGCUCAUCCCUCCGAAGAAGGCCAGUACCCAGCUAUGGUCUUCCUCCAUGGCUUUUCUCUUGUAAAUUGCAUGUAUAGAGAAUUACUGCUCCAUGUUGCUUCUCAUGGCUUCAUCGUGGUGGCUCCUCAGCUUUACAUAAUUGCAGGAUUUGAUGCCACUGAAGAGAUCAAGGCAGCUGCAGCUACAGUGAAUUGGUUACUAACUGGGCUAGAGGCCAAACUACAAAAGGGAGUGCAGCCAGACCUCACAAGGCUUGCACUAGCCGGUCACAGCCGGGGAGGGAAAGUAGCCUUUGCCCUUUCGCUGGGCCUGGUCCCCGAAGCCAAGGCCGCACUGCCCUUCUCUGCGCUACUGGGCAUAGACCCCGUGGACGGAACUAGCCCGCCUGUCCUGACCAAAGUCACGGACUCCCUAGACCCCAAGGCGCCGGGCCUGGUGGUGGGCACGGGCCUCGGCAGUGUGAAGAAGGACCCUUUGCUGCCUCCUUGUGCUCCGGAGGGCGUCAACCAUGAAGAGUUCUACAAAGAGCUCGUGGCUCCAGCUUUCCACGCCGUGGCUAGGGACUACGGCCAUAUGGACAUGUUGGAUGAUAAGGUCAUUGAUGUCCUCUGUGUGAGUGGGAACAGCAGGGAACCCAUGAGGAGGUUCGUCGGUGGCAUCAUGGUCGCCUUCUUGAAGGCCUAUUUGAUGCUUGAUAGUGACGAUCUGAACAAGAUUUUUGAGAUGCAUAAUCAAGUUUCUCCUGUGGUACUCUCAACAGUUGAAUCUAAGAAGAAUUAAUCCGUUGCAGUCUCCAUAUUAUGCAUUAAAUAAGCUGGCUUAGACUUUUGAGUUGUUUGCCGGCAGCAAUAUAUGUAUCGAGGACAUGUUCUUAACUAUUAUAUCUUCUUUCUAAUGCU